CCCCCCCGGGCGCCCGAUGGACGACAUCUUCACCCAGUGCCGGGAGGGCAACGCCGUGGCCGUGCGCCUCUGGCUGGACAACACCGAGAAUGACCUCAACCAGGGAGACGACCACGGCUUCAGCCCGUUGCACUGGGCCUGCCGGGAGGGCCGCUCCAGUGUGGUGGACAUGCUAGUCAUGCGCGGGGCGCGCAUCAACGUCAUGAACCGCGGCGAUGACACCCCCUUGCACUUGGCUGCCAGCCACGGCCACCGCGACAUCGUCCAGAAGCUGAUCCAGUUCAAAGCCGACAUCAAUGCCGUGAACGAACACGGAAACACCCCGCUUCACUACGCCUGCUUUUGGGGCCAGGAGCAGGUGGCCGAGGACUUGGUGAACAGCGGGGCUCUCGUCAGCAUCUGCAACAAAUAUGGGGAGACACCCCUGGACAAAGCCAAGGCACCCCUGCGGGACUCGCUGAAAGAACGUGCAGAGAAGUUGGGCCAAAGUCUGACCCGCAUUCCAUACAAAGACACCUUCUGGAAGGGCACAACGCGAACACGACCCCGCAACGGGACAUUGAACAAACUGGCAGGGAUCGACUUCCGGCAGCUGAGUCUCGGCCACAAACUCAACGAGAACCAAUCAGGAGAGCUGUGGAAGGGGCGCUGGCAAGGCAACGACAUCGUCAUCAAGGUGCUGAAGAUACGGGACUGGACAACGCGGAAGAGCCGCGACUUCAACGAAGAGUACCCCAAGCUCAGGAUCUUCUCGCACCCCAACGUGCUGCCGGUGCUGGGGGCCUGCCAGGCUCCUCCUGCCCCCCACCCCAUCAUCCUCACCCACUGGAUGCCCUACGGCUCCCUCUACAAUGUGCUGCACGAAGGCACAAAUUUUGUGGUGGACCAGAGCCAGGCAGUGAAGUUCGCGCUGGACCUCGCGCGCGGAAUGGCCUUCCUGCACACGCUGGAGCCGCUCAUCCCCCGGCACUACCUGAACAGCCGCAGCAUCAUGAUUGAUGAGGAUAUGACUGCGCGAAUCAGCAUGGCGGACGUCAAGUUCUCCUUCCAGUGCCCGGGCAGGAUGUAUGCCCCUGCGUGGGUAGCGCCAGAGGCUCUGCAGAGGAAGGCGGAGGAGAUCAACCGCCGCUCAGCAGACAUGUGGAGCUUUGCGGUGCUGCUCUGGGAACUGGUGACGCGGGAGGUGCCGUUUGCCGAUCUCUCCAACAUGGAGAUUGGCAUGAAGGUGGCCCUGGAGGGGCUGCGGCCCACCAUCCCUCCGGGGAUCUCCCCCCACAUUUGCAAGCUGAUGAAGAUCUGCAUGAACGAGGACCCAGCGAAGCGCCCCAAAUUCGACAUGAUUGUCCCUAUCCUUGAGAAGAUGCAGGAGAAGUAAGGG
Euleptes europaea (tarantolino) is the source of this 1378-nucleotide messenger RNA. RefSeq names its product integrin linked kinase (gene ILK). The record is from RefSeq and is a predicted model, not a curated record. The coding region runs from base 17 to 1375 and encodes 452 amino acids. Gene Ontology annotation, cellular component: stress fiber; focal adhesion. NCBI's taxonomy places the organism in Eukaryota, Metazoa, Chordata, Lepidosauria, Squamata, Sphaerodactylidae. The transcript has 12 exons. Gene Ontology annotation, molecular function: protein kinase activity; protein binding; ATP binding. Gene Ontology annotation, biological process: protein phosphorylation; cell-matrix adhesion; integrin-mediated signaling pathway.